Malassezia restricta is the source of this 753-nucleotide messenger RNA. Its product is annotated as 20S proteasome subunit alpha 2. Lineage: Eukaryota; Fungi; Basidiomycota; Malasseziomycetes; Malasseziales; Malasseziaceae. The transcript has a single exon. The coding region runs from base 1 to 753 and encodes 250 amino acids. Gene Ontology annotation, cellular component: proteasome core complex, alpha-subunit complex; proteasome core complex. Gene Ontology annotation, biological process: ubiquitin-dependent protein catabolic process. The record is from RefSeq and is a predicted model, not a curated record.
AUGAGUGCAGGAGCUGGCGAGGGCGCGUACAGUUUCUCACUGACGACCUUCUCGCCGAGCGGCAAGCUCGUGCAGAUCGAGCAUGCUCUAGCUGCCGUGGGGCAGGGUACGACGAGUCUUGGAAUCAAGGCGUCGAACGCCGUCGUCAUUGCGACUGAAAAACGACCACCUUCGCCGUUGGUGGAUGACAGUGCUCUGGAAAAGGUGGCACUGGUGUGCCCCAACAUUGGCAUUGUAUAUUCAGGUAUGGGUCCUGAUUUUCGUAUUCUCCUCGCACGUGCACGGAAGAUCGCACAGUCGUACUGGAAGAUUUAUGGUGAAUACCCCACAACCAAGGUGCUGGUGCAGGAGAUUGCGACGGUCAUGCAGGAUGCGACGCAGAGCGGUGGUGUGCGUCCAUUUGGUGUGUCGCUCCUUAUAGCUGGCUUUGAUGCCGUGCGUGGUCCGUCGCUGUAUCAAGUUGACCCCAGUGGCUCCUACUUUAUGUGGAAGGCGAGUGCUAUGGGCAAGAAUAUGACCAAUGCCAAAACGUUUUUGGAGAAGCGGUAUAGCGACGACAUUUCGCUCGAGGACGCCAUUCACACGGCUAUCCUCACGCUCAAGGAAGGGUUCGAGGGUCAAAUGACAGAAAAGACCAUCGAGAUCGGCAUCGUGGGCCAUGCGACCAAGUCGAUCGUCGGCGAGGGCAAAGAGCCCAUACCUGUCUUUCGCCGCUUGACAGAGCAAGAAGUCAAGGACUACUUGGCGCUCUAA